GGGGGGCGGAGGGCCGGCGGGGAGGGUGGCGGCUCACACCGGACCCGGCGGGGGCCGCGCCAUGAGGCGAGUCACCCUGUUCCUGAACGGCAGCCCCAAGAACGGGAAGGUGGUUGCUGUGUAUGGAACUUUAUCGGAUUUGCUUUCUGUGGCUAGCAGUAAACUUGGCAUAAAAGCCACCAGUGUGUACAACGGGAAAGGCGGACUGAUUGAUGACAUUGCUUUGAUCAGGGAUGAUGAUGUCUUGUUUGUGUGUGAAGGAGAGCCAUUUAUCGAUCCUCAGACAGAUUCUAAAUCACCGGAAGGACUGUUUGGGUCUAACACAGACUGGCUAACCUUAAAUGUCGGAGGGCGGUACUUUACAACUACACGGAGCACCUUAGUGAAUAAAGAACCUGACAGUAUGCUGGCCCACAUGUUCAAGGACAGAGGUGUCUGGGGGAAUAAGCAAGAUCACAGAGGCGCUUUCCUAAUUGAUCGAAGUCCUGAGUACUUUGAACCCAUUUUGAACUACUUGCGUCACGGACAGCUCAUUGUAAACGAUGGCAUUAACUUAUUAGGUGUGUUAGAAGAAGCCAGGUUUUUUGGCAUUGACUCAUUGAUCGAGCACCUGGAAGUGGCAAUAAAGAACUCUCAGCCACCAGAGGACCAUUCACCAAUAUCUCGAAAGGAAUUUGUUCGAUUUCUACUAGCCACACCGACCAAAUCAGAAUUGCGUUGCCAGGGGUUAAAUUUCAGUGGUGCUGAUCUUUCUCGUUUGGACCUCCGAUACAUUAAUUUCAAAAUGGCCAAUUUAAGCCGCUGCAACCUUGCUCACGCAAAUCUGUGCUGUGCAAAUCUUGAACGAGCUGAUCUUUCAGGAUCAGUGCUUGAUUGCGCAAAUCUCCAGGGGGUCAAGAUGCUCUGUUCCAAUGCAGAAGGCGCAUCCCUGAAGCUGUGUAAUUUUGAGGAUCCCUCUGGUCUUAAAGCCAACUUGGAAGGUGCUAAUCUGAAAGGUGUGGAUAUGGAAGGAAGUCAGAUGACGGGGAUUAACCUGAGAGUCGCCACCUUGAAAAACGCCAAGUUGAAGAACUGUAACCUAAGAGGGGCAACCCUGGCAGGGACUGAUUUAGAGAACUGUGAUCUGUCUGGGUGUGACCUUCAGGAAGCCAACCUACGGGGUUCCAACGUGAAGGGGGCCAUCUUUGAAGAGAUGCUGACGCCGCUCCACAUGUCCCAAAGUGUCAGAUGAGGGCUUCGGGUCGAAGGAGGACGGCCGAGAAGAAAGAUGGUUCCUUCAUCAUUUUCUUUCUCCACUCAGAUGUCUAGAAGAAAUAACACUGUACCGGAAUUUCUAAAAACAUUUAGAGGAUUGCGCUUUUUGUUCAGUGGUGCAUAAAGGGGAAAAACGUGAAUUUUCCCCCCACAUUCUGAUUUUAAGAAAAGCUUUCAUGUAAUAGAUGUAGAGAAGGAAUCUAGAUUAUACUGCUGCCUUUUGAAUGGAGUGGGGAGUGCCUGGUUUUGUGAUCAGAAAUAGUAGCUCUUAUAUUUGCUUUUAAAUAGGCAUGAUAUGGAAAUACCAUCUUGGUUGAAGAUGCAUUUGAGAAUUUUAAUUUAUGGAAAGCACAACAUAUGCAAUUAUAUUUAUUGAAUACCUAGAUGCAGUAUGGAUGUUUAAAUUGUUCAACUUUAUGAGAACAUUGGAAAGGUCGUUCAGGUUGAUAAAUAGCUUUAGCGAUGCCUCCUUUCUUUAAAUACCUGCACACCCUCUGAAUGUGGUGAGCUCAGACUCCCUAAAGCUCUCGUUUUCAGGUUCGUUUUUCUGAUGUUUACUUUUUAGAGCAAGUAGCUACAUGAGAAGCUCCACCUCAGUGAGAACGGAGCGACCUUCCCAAGGCCGGCCCUCUGACUCCAGAGGAAGGCCAACGUGCCUGUAGCUCUGGCGUCCCCAGAACGAGUGUGGUGCGGGGCCACUCUCGGCGAGGUCCACUGACACCGCUGGCUAAGUACGUGAUCAACACGGGCAUGGAAAGGUACUUCAGAACCAAAAAGCCAAAGGUGCGUCUCGUCUACUGCAAGCGCCGGUUCACAGGGCCAGCUUAGACAUUGACCUGUCGGAAGGCAACACAGCGGGCCGGCCAGCACAAGCCCCACAGUGGGGAACGAGGAACCGCAAGCUCGCGUCUGACAGUAGCCACCAAAAACACGAAUCUGAAGAAGCGUUUGGCUGGUCUAAGAUGCAAUAUCAGUUGGUCAGCACCUUUGAUUCUUUUACUUCUGUUUUCUGUUGCAUGUGUUUUGUUCUGUUUAAUCAAAAUUUAGCUUGGUUUUCUUGAGUCGUUAUCUCGGCUACAGCAGCGAGAUGGGGCCUUUCCCCCUUCCCCGUCCAGUGUCCUUACGUGUACCCCAAGAGCAGGGAUGUCAGCUGUGUCCAAACGGGUUCUGAAUCCUAUAGCCUCAUCAUUACCUUAGGCAGUGAACCGCGGAGCACCAUCUGUGUCUCCCGGGGCAGGGUGACGCGGUGUCAGUAUUUCCGUAGCUUCUCUCUCGACAUAUGCAAAGCUUUCCUCCCCAGAGAGGGGCUGCCCAGCCCCGCGGGAGGAGGGCGCUCCUCUACGGGGGAGGAAAGCAACUGUAGAAAUAAAUUAUUUUCUUUGCUUUAUUAUUUUUACCAAGACAGAGAAGUAUUGUAUUGAAAGAUAUCUAUUUUCAUAAUCAAUAUGUGCCUAAAUUAUAUUUAAAUCAUUUCACUCUGUACUAUAUUUUCAAGAAUUAUAGAGUGUGUUUGUUCGCUUAAGGGUACCUCUGUAGACAAAGCUAAAACUGCAGAAGGAGCUGGAAGACUGAAACACAGUGUGCUUAGAAUCUGCAUUAAUAAACAACAUGAAAUGUUGAAAAGACA
This is a messenger RNA of Perognathus longimembris pacificus (Pacific pocket mouse), 2881 nucleotides long. RefSeq names its product potassium channel tetramerization domain containing 9 (gene Kctd9). Gene Ontology annotation, molecular function: protein binding. The transcript has 12 exons. The record is from RefSeq and is a predicted model, not a curated record. Bases 62 to 1231 code for a protein of 389 amino acids. Gene Ontology annotation, biological process: intracellular signal transduction; protein homooligomerization. Lineage: Eukaryota; Metazoa; Chordata; Mammalia; Rodentia; Heteromyidae.